This is a messenger RNA of Funneliformis caledonium, 891 nucleotides long. The record is from the annotation of a GenBank genome assembly. NCBI's taxonomy places the organism in Eukaryota, Fungi, Glomeromycota, Glomeromycetes, Glomerales, Glomeraceae.
AUGCCAAGACCAUUGUUGCAACCGUUAACUCAUGGGUACAGACGCAUUCCGGUUCUUCAAAUCGGAUCAGAUAUCUUUGUUGAUACUGCAUCGAUUAUUGAAGAAUUAGAACGAAGAUACCCGGAACCAACUCUUUUCCCAAAAAGAAAUGGAUCCGAUAAAAGUGACAGGGGACUGGGCUUAGCCAUAUCCAUGUGGACAGAUCGUUACUUUUUGCCUAGCAUUUUAGGGAUAUUUCCAUACGAUUCGAAAGAUCCUUCAAUGCCAAAACUUUUCUCUUCAAAAGAAUUCAAAGAAGAUCGAUCUUCCUUAUUGGGAACACCAGUUAAACCCGAGAUACUUUUACAGGCACGACAAUAUAACGUUGAUAAAAUUAGAUCCAACUUUGAAUGGGUCGAGCUACAAUUUUCGGAUGAUGAUAGAGAAUGGUUCUUAGAUACGCCAUAUCCAAGCAUUUUUGAUAUUCACGUAGCAACAAAUAUUUGGUUUUUAGGUGUUAUUCAAGGUGCAAAAGAUGUUUUAAAUCCUAAUUUAUAUCCGAAAACUUAUUCUUGGUACAGAAAAUUUUUAAAAUAUGUUAAAUCAAAUGGGAUCAAACCGAAAAAGAUUAGCGGUGAAGAAGCGUUAGAGAUUGCUAAAAAGUUUAAACCUUUAAAUGAUGGGGAAAGAAAAGUUGAGCAAGAUCAAAAAGAUGCUACAAGAAAAUUAGGGGAUAAUGUUGCCAUACAACCGGAUGACUAUGGUAAAAUUCCUGUUAAAGGUAAGAUUGUUAGUUUAGGAGAUAGGAUUAUUGGGAUUAGACCUCAUGACGUUGAUAAAACUGGGUUUGAGGUUGUGAUUUGGUUUCCAAGGGCCGGUUAUAGGAUUAAACCAGAUAACGGGAAGUUGUGA